CAUUACUUUUGGUUUCUUUCUUUUUUAGGGCUAACAAUACAAUAUGUGUUAUGUUAUUUUUAAGCAAGCGGAAAUAAUUUUAUGUUUAACCGUGGCUUACUUUAACUGUUCUAGUGCAGAGAAAAAGACUGACAAGAAGCAACAGUGACUGGAAACUGGGACAAGGAAAGUGACAUCAAAGGCUGAAGAUCAACCAAUAGUUGUGACAUGCAGAAGAAAUUCAGCGGUCCACUCCCUCCAUCGGCAUUGCAUAGCAACACAGGGAACUUGCUUUUUGAAGAACAUCCAGUUUCUAAUGGUGGAUGACAUCACUGUUUACUACUAUAAAAGUGGUUCUAGCGAAGAUCCAACAGUGCCGGCAUGGCUGAACCAUACAGAGGGCUUGGAAUUGUGGAAGCAAGUCAGCCUGAAUCUUAAGUUCAACAGACAUGUGAUGGACACUGCAGUCAGACUGACUGCAGAGCAUUUCAACCAUUCAGACGAUCACACAUAUCAGGCUCAUGGUCACUGUGAAUUGAACCCAGAUGGAACUAGCAGGUCUUUCAUGAGCCAUGCAUAUGACGGCACGGAUUUUGUCAGCUUCGAUGUCGAGAGGAAAUCCUGGGUCGCAGUCGUCCCACAGGCCGUCUUCUACAAACAAAGACGGGAAUCGGACAUACAAGAUUUACAUCGUCUCAUUGCUCACUAUGAGUCUGGUUGCAUAAACUGGCUGAAGAAGCUUUUGGAGUAUAGUAUAAGUGUACGGAAAACAAAAGUUCCAGAGGUGAAGCUAAUUGACAGGAAACCUGUGGCAUCUGCCAUUGAAGUCACAUGUCAUGUGACUGGCUUCUACCCACGGGAGGUGCAUGUUGAGUGGUUGGGGGCAGACGAGCUCCCCCUGACCGAGGGUGUGAUCAGUGGGGAGGUUCUGCCCAAUGGCGAUGGAACCUACCAGCUGAGGAAGAUUCUGACGGUGCCAGAAGGUCAGGGAGCCCAAAGCUACAGCUGCCAGGUGACCCACAGCAGUGUGCCUGAGAACAUCACUGUCAGCUGGGCUCCGGCAAGGGCUCAUCUUUAUGGAAUAAUCCCUGGGUUCUUAUGCAUUGCAUUGGUUCUCAUGGUUUUAGCAAUCUUCGUCUUCAAAAAAAGGCGUGCAGCAGGGUAAAGGAUAUGAGCAGAAGCAUGAGGACAGAUUAAAGGAUGGAUUGGUGACGGGACUUAUAUCUACAGUGGAGAAUGUGAAACAGUAAGAACUGCAAGGGCUAACCGAACAAAAACAGGAGCUACAGUUUGGUCCUGCAGACACCGUUUUCCCUUUCAGCAGAGGGAUUUCCUCCAGUGCGCAGUUUGAGGCUCCGUAGUCGGUCAGAGAGGCUGGAACUUGUGCUGCAGUCUGUCACUGCAUAUGAAACAGCCACUGCUGCAGCGUCCAUCAGCACAGAGUGAAGUUAUUAACCUAUAACCUCUGAUUUCAAAGUGUAAUGUACUUUUAAACUUUCAGUAUUCUCACUCGA
Messenger RNA from Paramormyrops kingsleyae, 1493 nucleotides. NCBI's taxonomy places the organism in Eukaryota, Metazoa, Chordata, Actinopteri, Osteoglossiformes, Mormyridae. The record is from RefSeq and is a predicted model, not a curated record.